UUAAAACUCUCUGACGCAUGCGCAGCUAUAUUACUGGAAAAAAAAUUAGACAAUACAUUUUCGCAGGACAGCAAACAAUCAGGACGUGAUGUGCUCAGAGAGCGCAAGUGAACUACAUAGACUUAUCAAAUUGGAUAGUCUUGUUAAGGCCAAGCUAAUUCUUAAAAAUUACAAGAAAUAUGAUAAACAAAAAAUUGUAAAUGAACUUGUUAAAGAUGUCACCGCUCUCUUUUUGGCUGCGGUUGAAGGUCGUGUAACUUUUGUUCACUACCUGAUUGAAGAAUGCAAUGCAGAUUUAGAAAAGCCUGGUAUAUUUGUUGUAGCACAAGAUAAGGGUAGGCAUAAAGUCACACCUCUAUGGGCAGCAGCCGUCUCAAAUCAUUUAGAGGUAGUCAAAAUUUUACUGAAAGCUGGUGCUCAUGUGAACGCCUUAUCGGACACUGGGUCCACUCCAGUUCGAUCAGCCUGCUAUAUGACUAACAUCGAUGUAAUUAAGACUUUAAUUGAAUAUGGAGCUGAUAUUCACAAAGCUAACAAAAAUGGUGGAACCUGUCUCAUAAAUGCAGUUCAGAGUGCUGAACUAUGCCAAAUACUCGUCGAUCAAGGAGUCGCUUUAGAUAAGGCAGAUAUGUCCGGCAAUGUAGCGCUACAUUACGCUGUAAAAGAAGGUAGAAUUGAUAGUGUAAGACUUCUACUUCGGUACGGAGCUGAUGUACAUAUAAAAAAUGAGAAUGGUGAUGAUGUAAUUAGAACUGCCGCUCUAAGGUGCCAGAUAGAAAUAGUCGAACUUAUACACGACGAAGCACAUACAUCAGAUACGGAAUAUGCCGAAGCUCUGGACUUGCUUGGUGCUCAAUUGAUGGACGAAAAUCAUGAUUUAUCAACAGCAAUGACAAUAUGGGGUAAGGCUAUCGACUAUCGUAUAGAAAAGAGUUUGCAAUUUGUAAAACCAUCCGAGCCAAUUCCUGCCUAUAAUUACGCAAGUGGCGUCGAAAAUCGACAAGACUUGGAUAAUCUUUUGGAAUCUCCUGAUAAACUUUAUAUGCAAGCGCUAUUACUCAGACAAGAAAUCUUGGGGCCAAGACAUCGCGACACUCUCUUUGGUUUAAUGUAUAGAGGAGCCGUCUACGCUGAUAAUAGGAAUUUUGAACAAUGCGUAAGAAUAUGGCUACAUGGUCUAAAGUUAAGAAAAGAAUGCUGUAACUCAUUUCAUGAAUGCGCUUUUGCCUUACAAGCAUUAACCAAACUUUUCUGGGAAAUGACUGAUAAAAUUGACCAGAAAAAUUUACGCGAAGUCAUUGAUAUUGCUAUAGAUCAAAUGAAAUUGUCGAGUAGCAAAGAAAAUGGAGACAUAAUCAUAAAACUAUUAACUCAUCAACUAAUUUUAGUAAGAGAAUGUGACUUACCUGAAAUUUUAAAGCCUAUUAGCAAUUUUAAGAGAAACUCUGGUUUAAACCUAGUUCAUUGUGUUGUAAACAGUAAUUAUUCGAAUGUUGCAGACGAAUUUUUCUCAAUUUUACCAAACUGUUCACUUUUAAGAUCUUUGGUCUACAGCGGAGCAGACUGUGAUGUUCUCUACGAUGGCCGUACACCUUUACAAGUAGUUGUAAAUGAUUUGUUAUAUGCCAAAAAUGACGAUAUGAAGAGAUCUAUCCUAAUCGACGCUGCAAAAAUAUUAUUAGACGAGGGAGAUGCUCACUUUGAUUUACAUGAUUCUGUUACAAACACAAAUACUGGUGAUCAAAUUUUAAAACUUGUACCUGGGCAAUUUUGCCCUCUAAAAUAUGUAGGACUAAAAUGUUUAGCGGCUAGAGUCGUUAAACGAUUUCUUCAUAACUUAUCUGCAGAAGAUCUUCCACAGGUUCUGAUUCAUUAUGUUUCUAUGCACUAGUUUUAUCUUAGGAAGACGCUAUUUUUCUUCCUUCUAAAAACAUCUUUAAAUGUUGUUUUACAUAUAUAUAU
This is a messenger RNA of Dimorphilus gyrociliatus, 1962 nucleotides long. The record is from the annotation of a GenBank genome assembly. NCBI's taxonomy places the organism in Eukaryota, Metazoa, Annelida, Polychaeta, Dinophilidae.